UGUUUUGUUUUAGAUGUCAUUAUAUGUCGAAAGGUUUUUCUUGCAGAUAUAAAAAGGCACAUGCUUUGUACCGUGUUGGUGUAUGUGCAGAUGUCAAAGUGCCAGUUAAUGCUUUCUUAAUUUAAAAUAUAAGGAAUCAGUUCUUGUUGCAGCAUAUUAGUGAUCUUAUUUCCAAGAAUGUGGAGAACUGUCUGUAGAUCUUCAAAUGCAAUCAGAAGCCACAGGUUUUUGGACCUACUAACCUUGCCAACUUUUAGGGGCACAGAUCAUGCACCUUACCACUCUACCAAAACCCUCCUCAAACCAAAAGACACUGGUUUUAAAGCUGAACGGGUCAGACGUAGUACCUUGAGGUCAUCUGGCCAAGGUUCAAGGUUCGCCCAUCCUGCCUCGAAGACAUCAGGACCUGAGAUCAGAUCUGAAACUGAAGGCAGAGUCUCAUCAGAGCUCCAGAAGCUCAGCUUGGAAGACCUUGGAAAGCCAGAUCCCAAAUUGCAGAAACUUAAUAAGAAAUCCCAGAAGCAAAGAGAUAUGAAUACCAGUCUCAGCAGUCUCACUCAUACAGAGAUGGUGUUUGGGGUGACCCCUUGUCUACUUGCCUUGGCGCAGGGUAGACGAAAGCCCGCUCGCCUCUUCGUGAAGCGCUCGGAAGGCCGUCAGAGGGAAUCCAUUGAAAGAGUUUGCGAGGAGGCAGUUAAGCACGGUGUUCCUAUCCAGCACGUUACCAAGAAAGAGUUGGAGAACAUGACCAAUGGUGCGGUCCAUCAAGGUCUGUGCCUUCAGGCCAGUCCACUAGGCUUUGUCACCAAGGAGAGGUUAAACAGUCAGCAGAGAAAUAAGGGCAGCAGAAAUUCAUGUCCAUUGUGGCUUGUUUUGGAUGGUGUGCAAGAUCCAAUGAACUUUGGGUCCAUCCUGCGUUCAGCGUAUUUUCUUGGAGUGGACCAAGUGGCGAGUAGCAUUCGCAACAGCUGUCCAUUAUCCCCUGUAGUGAGCAAAGCCAGUUCUGGUGUGAUGGAGCUGAUGGAAGUUCAUGGUUACCACAAUUUAGCUGAAAUGUUAAAGGUGAAACUCAGACAGGGAUGGCAGGCGAUUGGCACUGUUGGAUGUGAGGAGGCCGGCCCUGGAGCUUCUGUCGUUCCAUGUUCUGAUUUCAGGAUGUCCAAACCCACCCUGCUCCUGAUGGGUGGUGAAGGUUCUGGUCUGAGUCCUGAGCUGCGUGAGCUGUGUGACGUUUUUCUAACCGUCCCUGCCAGAAGUGACCUCCACCCUGCCGUGGACUCGCUCAACGUCUCGGUGGCGACAGGAAUCCUCCUGCAUUCUCUGCUUUGUGGAAGAACAUGAUGAUGAUGAUGGUUUAUUUACUCGCACCGUGUCCCAUUUGCUCCCCGCGGUGCUUAAUGACUGGAUUAGAUCAUCAAUUAGCCAUCAGCUAAUUGACCCGCGAGAGAGCAUCGAUCCGAAGUUCGGCGACGCUUAGACUUUUCUUUGAAGAAUGAACAGAUGAGGAAAUGUUGGAGGCGUCGCUGCCGCAGAGAGAACAAAUGAUGCAGUUUUAAAGUUUGCUAAUUAAACAAUACGACUAAGGACUAAGAAGUUUGUAGGGAUUUUAUAGAGCAAGAGAGGGAAGUUCCAAUAGUAGCCUUUCCACAUCCUAUGUCAACGGACAGAAACCUUUGGUAUUCAGAACGGACUGAUGAAAGUUGUUGAAAAUAAAUAAACAUUAAAAAAAUAA
Trichomycterus rosablanca is the source of this 1732-nucleotide messenger RNA. RefSeq names its product mitochondrial rRNA methyltransferase 1 homolog (S. cerevisiae) (gene mrm1). Gene Ontology annotation, cellular component: mitochondrion. Gene Ontology annotation, molecular function: RNA binding; rRNA (guanine) methyltransferase activity. Gene Ontology annotation, biological process: rRNA methylation. Lineage: Eukaryota; Metazoa; Chordata; Actinopteri; Siluriformes; Trichomycteridae. Bases 178 to 1341 code for a protein of 387 amino acids. The transcript has 5 exons. The record is from RefSeq and is a predicted model, not a curated record.